UCAAGAGAGAGAAGCAACAACUUUACUCUGAGAACCCAGCCAGCUGAACCAACACUCGAGGCAGAAUGAAAUCCUUCCUCCUCGCCAUCACUGCCGUGCUCAUCCUCCUCUGCUCAGGAGUGCCAAUCCCUGAGGAUGCUCUGAGAACCUCAGUUGUGAGGCUGAAUGAAAUCACCGAGAUCACCAGCCUGUGUGCUAUCACCGGAAGAAGAGUGACAAAUACCUAUCGCACAGGAAAACUGUCCUACAAUGUGGAUUUAACAUUCACCGUGAAAGAAACCAUCUGCUCCAAGAAUUCCGGAAAGGAAUUUGACGACCCCAGCUGCUAUUUCCGCCCCAAAAUGAUUGCGGGUGAAGGCUUUUGCAAAAGCCGUGUGGAAUAUUUUGCUGAUAAAGUGGCUGACGUUGAUGUGGAGUGCGACGGUCUGAAGACCAUUGACAGCGAGAGUGACUCAAUAGAGUCAAGUGAAACCAGUAUUGAGGACAUAACUAAAUCGAGAGAGACUUCAUUUGAGGAAGCAUCAAACGUGAAAAGCAAAUCAGAAGAGUCUUCACUGGAGGAGCCUUCAAAUGAUGAAUCCAGAUCAAAAGAGACAUCACUGGAAGAGAUCACAGAUGUACAAAGCAAAUCAGAAGAUACAUCACUGGAAGAAACAUUAAAUGUCAAAACCAGAUCGGUGGAGACAUCAUUGGAGGAGCCAUCAGAUGUGACAAGCUACUCAGAAGAGGCAGAACUUCAGGAAUCUUCAAAUGUGAAUAGUCAUUCAACAGAAUUAUCAUAUGAAGAAUCUUCAAAUGAGUAUGAGGAUUCCAGGGCCGAACAUUGAUGAUGAAACAAACAUCCGAAAAUUCAAGCUCGGAAUGAACACAAUAAAAAAAUUUGUUCCAGAUUCAAGAAGAUGCUGUCAAUUGUUCAUAUAUAAGAGUAGGGGCCUGGGGCUCCUGACUGUACAUUUCAUUUAACUGGGAAUAUCUAUAGAUUGUAAAUGUUCUGUAUAUUGGUAUGUAUUGUUAAUAUGUUUUGUUUUGUAUGCUGUGGAUCAUAUUAAAAUUGUAAAAGAUA
Amblyraja radiata (thorny skate) is the source of this 1063-nucleotide messenger RNA. Its product is annotated as secreted phosphoprotein 24-like. The coding region runs from base 66 to 827 and encodes 253 amino acids. The record is from RefSeq and is a predicted model, not a curated record. Gene Ontology annotation, biological process: bone remodeling. Gene Ontology annotation, cellular component: extracellular region. The transcript has 12 exons. Lineage: Eukaryota; Metazoa; Chordata; Chondrichthyes; Rajiformes; Rajidae.